Molecule: messenger RNA, 2333 nt
Organism: Macrobrachium nipponense
Lineage: Eukaryota; Metazoa; Arthropoda; Malacostraca; Decapoda; Palaemonidae
Product: UDP-glucuronosyltransferase 2A3-like
Exons: 10
Coding region: 294-1877 (527 amino acids)
Molecular function (GO): UDP-glycosyltransferase activity
Source: RefSeq, a predicted model, not a curated record
UGUGGGUUAGUCCAGGUCCGGAGGUUGUGCUCGACGCAUCACCUCCGCGUCGGAUGUGGUGCUAGUACUAUUCUGUGAAGAGUCUUCGUUCGAUUUUCUCUUUUUAUAUGAAUAUCAUACAGAGGUGACAUGUGAAUUUGAACAUAAAAUCAAGUCUACACUAAUUUGUUGGAAUUUAUCUCAUUUGAAUUUUACUGGAUCCAAUAUAGUGAUACUUUCCAGCUCUCAAGAUCAUUAAUGCUGUUGAACUGAAUCAUCUUAUCAUCAAGACUUCAAAGUUCCUGGACGCAAAGAUGAAAGGGAAAGCAGUUUUCCCGGUUUUGAUGGCACUUUUGUUCGGUGUAAGCGAUGCGGCGAGGAUAUUGGUUCUGCAUCCCAUGUACGCAGCUUCCCACGUUCUCACGCUGCGGGCGCUUGCCACAGCACUUGUCGGGCAAGGUCACCAGGUCGAGGUCAUCAGAUGGAAGGAUGAGCAUCACUACCCAACCGCCAACCAUCCGAAUAUCACAGAACACGUUAUGGCAAUUAAUAACACCGACGGGAGCAUCCCUCACCUGACCGUCGAGGAGAGAGCCAGCUUCCUGAUGCCGCAAAGCCUCAUGUGGAAUAAAGGAACUCACUGGACGGCUCUGCCAGUGGACGCUUUCCUCACCAUCGACGCUUUCUGUCAGACCUUAUUCGAAGCUGAGUCUUUGAGGAGUUAUCUUAGACAACGGAAGUUCGACGUGGCGAUUGUCGAUUUGAUCUACAACGAAUGCAGUUUGGGAUUAGCUCAUGAUCUGGGCCUUGCAACCAUUGGGUACUGGGCCUUCACUUUCGCUGGGGGAGAGCCCCAGUACACCACAGCCUUCUGUCCACCUUCGGCGGUGCCUCUUAUCCUCUCGCACUACGAAGACUCCAUGUCCUUCUCCCAGAGAAUAUUCAACCACUUCUUGGCGAUAGCAAGCCACAUUGUCAUGCAGGUACAGUUCUUCAUCACAAACCAUAAAAUCCAGACUUAUUUGCCUGGCACUCCUUACCCGUCAACCUUGCUGGCUAAUCUCUCUGGACUGCUUAUCAAUUCGCACCCUACAGUAGACUACCCACGUUUGCUCCCACCCUCUUUUAUCAAUGUGGGAGGGAUGCAAAUACACAAGCCUAAGCCUCUGCCGCAGGACCUGGAGGAAUUUGUCGCAGGAUCUGGAGAUGCUGGAAUCGUGCUGUUCACAAUGGGAUUCAUCUUCAACUCCAGAGUGGUUCCUGUAUCGACUCUGAAAGCCUUCAUGGGAGCCUUCGGAAGGCUUAAUCAAAGGGUGUUGAUGAAACUGGAAGGAAGCUACGCCAAACCCCCACCCAACGUUAAAAUCGUAAACUGGGUGCCUCAACAAGAUGUUUUAGCUCACCCGAAGACGAAACUGUUCUUCACGCACUGUGGCAUGCAUGGAGUUAUAGAGGCGCUGCAUUACGGCGUACCCAUGGUGGGUAUGCCUGUUUUUGCUGAUCAAGACGACGUCCUCGUCAGACUGAAACAGAAGGGUGUUGCUACGGGAGUCUCAAAGAACGCCGACGAGGACACCAUUUACAAUGCCAUUGUCGAAGUUCUUAACAACCAGAGGUACAAGGAAAACGCCAUUCUCCAAUCCAGAAUUAUACGGGACAACAGCCAGGACCCUCUGGACCAAGCUCUGUGGUUAGUCAACCAUGUCAUCAAUACGAAGGGGGCGGAACACCUUAAGUUCGCCGCCAGACAUCUCAAUAUUGUUCAGUUCUUUGGUCUUGACAUUUUCGCCUUUUUCGUCUUCGUCUUUUAUUUGGUCGCUUUCCACCUGCUUCCCGCCAUUAAAAAGGGAUUCAGAUCACUGGCUAGCGGACACCAAAGAAAGCUUAAAGUUUCGUAGGAUUUUUAAUGCUAAUGUCAAUAAUAUUAAUAUUUAUCUUUCGUAUUAUGUUUUUUAUUGUAAAGAGACAAAACUUUAUAUUAGAGUAUAGUGUAUCUUCACGACGGAAGAACGUUUCUUACGCUAAAUUACAGUGUGGCAUUUUUUUUCGUGAUUUGUUUUACUUGCCAUUUUGAUUAAGAAUUUCACUGAUCCUGUUGUAUGAAUUGAAUUAUUAACAAAAAGAAAAGGACCAUGGUUUUACAUAGUCCGUUAGUGUCCAGAGAAACGUAGACCCUCUGUAACUCGCAGUAUGUAGUCACGGUAAAGUUAUUUUAUUCGGUUGCUAGAAUAGUAUCGAUGGUUUUCUCUCUUUUUUUUUUCUUUUUUCUUUAAAGAUAAGUACAAGGACGACAUACCUUUGGUGGUAUUCAAUCUAUUCUUUAGCAAUGAAAUUAUAUUUAUUACCAAUUUUAA